Molecule: messenger RNA, 5195 nt
Organism: Sciurus carolinensis (gray squirrel)
Lineage: Eukaryota; Metazoa; Chordata; Mammalia; Rodentia; Sciuridae
Gene: Gprasp1
Product: G protein-coupled receptor associated sorting protein 1
Exons: 5
Coding region: 675-4877 (1400 amino acids)
Source: RefSeq, a predicted model, not a curated record
CGCUGGUCGGGGCAGGGGGCGGGGUGGCCUGAGAGGCUCGGCCAGAGCCUCCGGAGGCCAACUGCGCCAACCACUUCCCAGCCCGCUUUCCCAGCGCCCGCGCGCCGCCCUCGACGGUGUCUGUGCCCGUAGGUCUGGUGCGUGUUUGAAAGGCCAGAGUGCGCAUCUGUAGGCGAGGCUUGAGAAAAAAGAGGAGAAGGAAAAUGGCCUGGAUUUCCGGAGACCUGCUUUAAGGCUGUUCAGUUCUGCAAGAAAGGAAAGAGGAGGAAGAGACUGACUCAAAUCUCUGGAGGACCCCCUGCAGUCGGCUGUGGGGCAUAACACCACUUGAACAAAGAAAGGAGGGGGAAAUUGCACCACAUCAGUGAAGAUCCACCUCCAGUGGCAGUGCUGGAGUUGCUGCAGACCACCACCCUCAACAGGUCCGCAACCACCCAGGAACCAUCCAUCCUUCCCCAGCUUGGUUAUGCGUCCUCCGCACUGUAUCUAUAUUGUUGACUGAGACUGUGGUUGGGUAGAAUCCUGAUUGACUACUUGAUUUACUCAAUUUUUUGUUCCAGCCUUAUAUCCUAAAUUGCUAAAAGUUCUGAGUGUGAAGAUACCAUUCUUUGACAGAUCUGUGCCUAAGGCUGAGACUUGGGUAAUAUAUAAUUGUACUUUGUCCAACUUUUACUAUGACUGGGGCAGAUAUUGAACCUGGAACCCAGGCUAUGCCUGAAAAGAAGUCUGGGGAAGAUGUUGUAGGCAUAGCUGAGAUAGAGAAUGAAGUCCCUCUGGUGGUCCGACCCAAGGUUAGAAUACCCAACCAGAUAAUGACUGGAGCAAGGCCAAAAACUAAGAGCAAGCUGAUGCCUGGAGCAAGGUCCAAAACUGAAUCCAAUACAGUAGUUGGGAUACAUAAUAAGGGUAAAACUAAGGCAAACCUUGGUUCAAGAUUCAAGGAUGAUGGCAAAGCCUGGACCCAAAAAUCAUUUGGGACUGAGUCCAUGUCAAAGACAGACGGAAUGCUCCAAAGCAAUGCCAAAGACUCUCCACUGUUCUGUAGUGAUUCUGGGUUUGUUACUAAAACUAAGUGCCUGUCUAUGGGUAGAGAACUGGUUAAUAUGGACGUUGAGAACUUUCCUAGAAAGAAGACUCAUUCUCAAGUGGGAUUCCAGCCUUCAUUAGGGUUAGAAGAGGUAACCAAUAUUGGGUCCUGGUGCUGUCCAGGUCCUAUAUCCAAACAAGAGGCCUCUCAGAAUUCUAAUUUUAAAUGGGUAGACAGAUCUGUGAAUACCUGGUUCUGUAGUGGAAAUGAAGUCAGUACAAGAUUUCAUCCUAGGAACAGGAUGAAAACCGGUACCAGGUCCAGGCACAUGGCCAAACAAGAGGUAGAUACCAUGUCUAGGCAGAAAAACAAGCAGGAACUUUAUAUGGUGUCUAGUUCUGGUUCUGAGGAUGAGUCUGUUAAGACAUCCUGGUUCUGGGACAAAGAAAAGACUAGUUCCUGGUCCAGGUCCAGGUCCAGGGAGGAGGCCAAUGGCAGGUCCUGGUUCGAGUCUAAGAAAGAAUUCUAUGUUGAAUCCAGUUCUGGGUCUGAUUGUGAAAAUAAUAUGAAGACCUUGUUCUGGGCUAGAGAAGAGGCCAAAUCCAGGUCCAAACACAGAGCCAGGAAUGAGGCCAAUAAGAGGGUCAGGCACAGUGCUAGGCGAGAACCUAGCAUUGAUGUCAUGUCUGCAUCUUUAGAUGUAAUAAAAAAAGAGUCCUGGUUCUGGCCUGAAGAAAAGCCUAAUUCAUUUUUAAGAUCCAAAACCAAGAAAGAGUCCAGGGCCAGAGCACUGGCAAAGGAAGAAGCCAAAACCAAGGCCAGAGCCAGGGCCAAGCGAGAAGCCAGGUCAGAAGAGGAGGUCUUCAUUGGGACCUGGCUCUGGGAUACUGAAGAGUCCAACAUGAUGGAUGGGGCCAGUGUUGACUCAAGUUCACAAGUGGAGGAUGAGUCUAUUUUUGGGACUUGGUUCUGGACUAAUGAAGAGACCAAUAUGGAGACUGAGGCCAGAAAUAAAUUCAGACCCAGGGCUGAGGAGGAGCCUGUUGGUGAUUCCUGUUUUGAGGCUGGGGGAAAGACCAGUAUCGAAAUUGGGGCUGAGGCCACUUCUGAAUCUGUGCUAGCAGCUAAUGAUGAAGAGGCCAUUGUUGGUUCUUGGUUUUGGGCUAGUGAAGAAGUUAAACUAGAAGCUGAGGAAGAGACUAUUUUUGGGCCUUGGUUCUGGGGCAUUGAUGAACCCAGGGUGGAAUCUGAUGUUGGCUUGAGCUGUGAGUCCAGGCCAAGGUCUGAGGAAGAAAUCAUUGAUCCCUGGUUCUGGGCUGGAGAAGUCAACAUAGAAUCUGGGGUUGGAGAAGAGACCAGGUCAGAAUCAGAAGAAGAGACUGUAUUUGUGUCCUGGUUUUGGUCUGAGAAUCAGACCCCUAUGAAUUCUGGAGCUGAAGCUAGUUGUGACAUCAUGCCAGGAGCUGAAGAGGAGGAGGAAGAAGAUGAACCCAUAUUUGGUUCCUGGUUCUGGGCUGGAAUAGAUGCUUGUGUGGAGGCUGAGGUCAACAACAAGUCUAUGCUGGAGGAUGAGGAUGAGGGCAUUAUAUCAUCUUGGUUCGGGGCCAGAGAAGAGGCCAGUAUGAAGUAUGAGGCUGGUGGCAGAUACAAAUUUAUUGCAGAAUCCAAGGAUACUGAUAAUAAGUCUUGCUUUUGGGCAGAAGAAGAACUUUGCAUGUAUCCUUCCAACAGAGGAAGUUGGAAGUCUAGAUCUGAGGAGGAGGAGGAGGACACUGUUGAUUCAUGGCUCUGGUCUAGAAAAUAUCCAAGAUCAGAAGCCAUUGCAGGGUCCUGGUUAUGGGCUGCAGGAGGGAGCAGUAUCGAUCAUGAGACUGGAGAAGAGGCCAAGUUACCAACUGAAGAGGAGACCAUGAUCAAGUCCUGGUUCCGCAAAGAAGAAGAAGCCAUAGAUGCUACCAACAGAAAGGAGUCCAGUUCAGUAACUGAGGAGGAAGAUUUUAUUGGUUCUUGGUUCUGGGCUGGGGAAGAGGACAGGCUUGGGGCAUCAGCUGAGGCAAAAGAAGAGAACAGGGUAGCAUCUGAGGAGGAACCUAUGGUUGGGUCCUGGUUCUGGGCCAAGGAAGAGGCCAUUAGAGAGGCUGAAUUUUGCAGCAAAUACAGUUCCAAAGCUGAUGAAGAGGAAGUCGUUGUUGGGUCUUGGUUCUGGGAAGAGACCAGUUUGGAGGCAGUGGUGACAGGGGACAUCCUGUCACAGGAGUCCAAGCCUGAGACUAAGGAGGCAGAAAUCAUGGUUGGGUCCUAUUUCUGGACUGAAGAAGCCAGUGUAGAGUCUGGGUCUCAGGUAGUAGAAGAAACUAGGUCAAAGACUGAAGAGACCAUUUUUGGGUCCUGGUUAUGGGCUAGAAAAGAAUUCAAUAGAGAAACAGAAAUAGGCGGUGUGUCCAAGCCAGAGGAUGAUGAAGAAAUGAUUGUCGAGUCCUGGUUCUGGUCUGGAGACAGGGCCAUUAAGGAAACUGAAACUGUGACCUCCUGUAAGUUCAUGCCAGAAAAUGAGAACGGGGUACUUCUUGGGUCUUGUUUUGAAUCUAAAGAUGAGGUAAAUAACAGUACUGGUAAUGAAACCAACCAUGAGUCCUGGACAUUAGCUGAUGAAGAUGAGGCCAUAGUGGGGUCAUGGUUCUGGGCAGGAGAUGAGACCCAUUUUGAAUCAAAUCCUACCCCUGUGUUCAGGGCCAUUUGCAAGUCUGGGUAUUCCCCUGAGCAGGGACCUGAUCCUUCACGUAGACCCCAGAGCUGGGAAGAGGUCACUGUUCAGUUCAAACCUGGUCCAUGGUCUAGGGUUGGCUUUCCAUCCAUAAGCCCCUGUGGAUUUCCAAAAGAAGCAGCAUCUCUCUUCUUUGAAAUGUUUGGGGGGAAGCCAAAGCCUGUGGAACUUAGCCCAGGAGGGGAAGAGCAGGAAUCCGUACAUCAGCCUGAACCCGAGUUCCCAUUUCAGUAUGAUCCCUCCUACCGAUCUGUGCGGGAAAUCCGAGAGCAUCUUAGGGCCAGGGAGAGUGCAGAGCCUGAGAACUGGUCCUGCAGCUGCAUACAGUGUGAGCUUAGAAUUGAUUCUGAAGAGUUUGAAGAACUUCUUUUAUUAAUGGACAAAAUUCGAGAUCCUUUCAUUCAUGAAAUCUCUAAAAUUGCAAUGGGUAUGAGAAGUGCUUCUCAAUUUACUCGUGAUUUCAUUCGGGAUUCAGGCAUUGUCUCACUUAUUGAAACUUUACUCAAUUAUCCAUCCUCCCGAGUUAGGACAAGGUUUUUGGAAAACAUGAUUCUCAUGGCUCCACCUUAUCCAAAUCUAAACAUGAUUCAGACAUAUGUAUGUCAAGUGUGUGAGGAAACCCUUUCUUAUAGUAUAGAUUCCCCUGAGCAACUGUCUGGAUUAAGGAUGAUUGGACAUCUCACGACUACUACUGACUAUCAUGAACUGGUUGCCAAUUAUAUGUCUGGGUUUCUUUCCUUACUAGCUACAGGCAAUGCUGCAACAAGGUUUCAAAUUUUGAAAAUGCUACUGAAUUUGUCUGAAAAUCUUGUCAUGACAAAAGACCUUAUCAGCACUGGAGCAAUGUCAGAAUUUAUGGAUAUCUUUAAUAGGGAAGAGACAAAUGAUAAUAUUGAAAUUGUUCUUGCAAUAUUUGAGAAUAUCAGUAACAAUAUCAAGAAAGAGGCAGUGUUCACUGAUGAUGAUAUAGAUCUUGAUCCACUUAUUUCUGCAUUCCAUGAAGCUGAGAAAUUUGCUAAGGAAUUACAAAGGAAAAUAAACCAUCAAAAUGACCCUGAAGCAGGUCAAGAAAAAUCAUAUGAAUAAUCACUUGCCUCUGAUUGUCCUUAUGUUCCUGAAUUAUGAUCCUUGGGUAAUGUUUUGUUUUCCACAGUUGGUUCUGUGUUGCAGUGUACAACUUUAACUUUACCCAACCCUGUGUGUAAUCUGGAUCAUUUUUCUCAUGCCAAAUGAAUAUUGGAACUGAAAAACAUAUUUGUUGAUAUUUGUCUUGUUGAGAUUGUGAUAGUUAGUAUUUGAGCUUAUAAUGAACUGAGCCAUCAUAAAUAAGCUACUCUUCUGAUUGUUGUUCUAAUGUAUAGAUAUCUAUUAGUCUUCUUCGUGUUUCAAUAAAGUUCUGUGUAA